GACAUAUUGGGUGUCUCAAAAUCACUGAGAACUCUAUAGUCUAUAGCUCAAAAUUUAAGCCCUGGACUUUUUUAGCUCUACCCCAUUGAGUGGCAUUCUCGUGAAAAUUAUGUAAAUAUAUUUAUCAGAAUAAGGGUUAGAGUAUGGGGCGGCGGGUGAGGUGCAGAAGAAGAAUAAGAAGAAGUUGUACCUAUCCAGUAAUUUUAUCUUAAUUUGUGGACUAGACGAAGACUAGAUUUUGAUGAAGAAAUCGACAAACUUGAACUGCAGGACUCGUGGCGCUGCUCGCCUCCUCGCCAAUGCGAACGCGUUCUCUGAGGACAACCCGCCCAAGGCUACCAUGGCGAAGCCACGCCACCGCGCCGGCUAUAGACUCACGGUCUGAAGCGAGUUUGGGCGCGACGGCUGGCGAGCCAAGGCGGCGGAAAGUCGUCUGGCGGAGCUCCCGUCUAAGGCGAGCUUGAUCUGGUCAGACAGCUCCGCCACCGAUGGUGUGCUAGAUGGAGGAGGAGGGGCCACCCCCCCCCCCGAACCGCGACAUCCGAGAGGUGCGUGUCGCGGCAGGCGCCCUCUGCUCUAGCACGCGCGGCGAGCUAUUCGCCCUAGAUCAAGGUGGCCGGAACAUCGGUCAAAGGAUCCCCGCACCUGAGACUCCUAGGAGUCACCUUCGACAGACUCCUCCACUUCGGGGAACACUGCAAGAACCUGCGCCGGAAAGUGAAGCCCAGGACGGCUCAGCUGAGGAAGCUGACCGGUCGCAGCUGGGGCCUCCAGGAGGCGCAACUACGGACCGUUGCCAACGGAUACGUUCGGGGCGCCCUGGAGUACGCGGCAGCAGCGUGGCUCCCGGCGGCGUCUGAAGCUCACGUCGAGCUGAUCGAGCGGGAGCUGCGAGCGGCGGCCCGUGCGGUCACUGGCUGCACGGCCUCGACCCCGACCGCGCCGCUGAUGGCCGAGGCCGGCAUCCCGCCGGCGCGAGUACGAUGCCCGGCGCUGGCCGCCCGCAUGGUGGGCCUGGCCGCCUCGCUGCCCGGCGACGACCCGCUCCACGCCGUCGGGGAGAUGCACGUCGCGCCCCGCCUGAGGACGACCACCGGAUGGCGUGACGUCGGCCACCGCGCCCUGGCUUGGACAGGCGCGGCCGACGUCAAAGUGGAAGGACGCCCUACAAAGACUAUCCCACCGUGGGACCACCAUGGAGAAGCCGUGACGUUCUGCCUGGACGUCGGCCCCGGCGGCCAGAGAGCGGCCCCUGCGCACAUACGGAGGGGAGCGGCAGAGGCCACAUUGGAACAUCUGCCGCCCCGCGCCACCUGGAUAUGGUCGGACGGCUCGGCGGAGGGAGGCGUCUCCCAAGGCGGGGGCGGUGCCACCAUCACCUUCCCGUCGGGAGAGACUCGGGAGGUCCGAGUCCCAGCGGGCCAGCUCUGCUCCAGUACGCGGGCAGAGCUGUGUGCCCUGAAGGCGGCCCUGAACGCCAUCCGAGACGCCGACGCCGACAUCGCAGACGACCCAAUAGUCAUCUGCACCGACUCCCAGGCCGCCCUGAGGAUGCUGGAGAGCGGCGCCUCCUCCCAGACGACUCACCUAGGGAUCUCCAUCUGGGAGGACCUACUCGCUCUCUCCAGCCGAGGGUCACCGAUCCGCCUCCAGUGGGUCCCGGCGCACUGCGGCCUGCGGGAAAAUGAGAGGGCCGAUGAGCUGGCCAAGGAGGCCUCCGGCCUACCCCAGGAGGCAGCAGCAACAGACGUGAGGACGCUAACGAAGGCCGUCGCACGCUGCGCCUCCCACCGCUGGCGGCAGGAAUGGCCGUCCAGCUUCUUCAAGGACAUCAUGCGGGACCGUAUGCCGGCUCCGCUCAACAACCUCGACCGGGAUGCCGCCGUCAACGUCCACCAGCUGCGGGCCGGGCACUGGGGUCGCUCGCAGCAGUAUCUGCACCGUAUCGGGCGGCGCCCCAUCCCGACCUGCCAGCAGUGCAACCUCAAGGCGUGCCCCGCAGCCCGCUGCAUCGUGUGCAGAGAGGGCGCCGACACCCCGGAGCAUGUGUUGCUCAGGUGCCCGUGCCUGGCCGGCGCCCGCCUGCGACUGACGGGCAACAUCCACAUCCGACCAGAGCAGCUGAAGGACGGCGAGCUGGUGGCGGCCUUGGCCGCCGGCUACCUCCGCCACAAGGAGCCCCUCACGGGGUUACAGGCCGGCCCCAGCCGGCCCUGAGGGGAACACCAACAACAACAACAACAGCUAUUCGCCCUAAGAGCGGUGUUGGAGGAGCUGGCCGGACGGAUGGUACCGGUCGAUAUGGGUCGACCGCCGUCUGUCCCAACGGUAGCGCCGAUCGACGUGGCACUAUCUGCAAGGCAGGCGCGCGCGCGCGACAGGCGCGCCACGGCAGGCGCGCGCGCGACGCUGCGCGCGCCUGCCGGUCGAUAUGGGUCGACCGCUGUCCUGGCUCCGUCCUGGAGGCCGACCGUGCAGUCGUUAUCGACAUCCGCCAGUACCUGCUCUGCAUCGGCCGCCUCCCGAGGCCGGAUGCCCACAAUGCAACGACGUGGAGUGCCCUGCUGCCCGAUGCCGCGUCUGCCGCGAAGAGGCUGGCACUCCACGGUAUGUGCUGCUGCGAUGCGCGGCGCUGGCGGCGUUACGACAAAGAGCCUCGGCAGCUGAACUGCUUCAAGCGACGUAACGAUAUCUGCCCUCCCCUCCCCUAUCGAGCCGCGUGGGUGUGGACGGACGGGUCGGCAGACGCGAGAACCUGCAGCGAAGGAGCUGGGGUCUACGGGUAGUAGCAGGACGAAUGGACUGAUGAGCCGCGUGUCCCGGCCGGUCCAUUCUGCUGUUCCAGCUCCAGGACCGGCCGCGCCGUCGCCACCCGUCCGGCGUCAGUGGAGGACCGCUCAUCAGCUGUCGAUUUUCAUCAGUUUCGUUUGGACCACUGGUCGGGCUCCUGCCAGUGCCGACAUUGGAUUGGGCGGAGUCCUACCGGUGAAUGCCGCGAGUGCUGCAACAUUGGCUCGGUACAUCUCGGUACAUUUUCCCGAGUCUGGUGUGGCUACGGGGAGACGGAUUUGGUGACCCUGGCUGCCGCCGUGAGAACCAUCCAGAACCGUACGGCUAUGCUGCGGCAGCGGCUGAAAGGAACGCAACAACAAUAACUACAACAGCAGCUGCUAAUGAAAGGGGAAAUCAUGGAGCCGGAUGACCCGGCACAUGACGCUCAGCCAGCUGAGAAUGAGAGCAGCUAUCAAAUCGCCAGCAGGGUGCUGCGGCAGGCGGCUGGUAACUGACGACCUUGGUAGAGAGAGCUUCUCCGCUGAUGCGGAUGAAACUACCCCCUCUCGGGUUUGUUUGACGCCGUCUCCGUCGUCGACUCUUUCGCCUGGGCCGGCUGGCGACCGCGCUACAUUUCUUGUGCAGUGACUCGUAAGUCGUAACUGUGUUCACCAAACUUUUAAAACUCCCCACGUUAGCAUCUUUAAAGAAUGUUUUCCUUGUACACUGCUGCAAUGUCUUAUGUAGGCAUAUUGUACAGUCUAAACGAGUGUGGAAUGCUUUGUUGUGCUUGUUCUGUAUUUCGUUUGCUAUUUAUCACGAUGACUAUAAUUCAUUUUGACCAACCCUUGCCUUGUUACAAUUUUAGUGGAUGGUUUCUGAACUGCUGUUUGCAUUAUAGAUGUUGCUAGUGCGUAGACGCCAAAGAUUACUUUAUACCUAUUGACGCGCCAGAUAAAGGAGGUGAAGUAUUCCUCUGAUCUAUACCUACGGAAUUCCUUUAUGUGUGUUUUGUAAUCGAUAUUGGCGGUUUUCUUAUGUGAUGCGGUGUAGAGCGUGACUGAGGAAGGCGAUGUUUAAAGUUGCUAGUUAUUUUUCAAUACAUCUAUGAUCGGA
This is a messenger RNA of Amphibalanus amphitrite, 3888 nucleotides long. RefSeq lists its product as uncharacterized. NCBI's taxonomy places the organism in Eukaryota, Metazoa, Arthropoda, Thecostraca, Balanomorpha, Balanidae. The record is from RefSeq and is a predicted model, not a curated record. The transcript has 2 exons. Bases 949 to 2217 code for a protein of 422 amino acids. Gene Ontology annotation, biological process: DNA replication, removal of RNA primer. Gene Ontology annotation, molecular function: nucleic acid binding; RNA-DNA hybrid ribonuclease activity.